Molecule: messenger RNA, 2232 nt
Organism: Amphimedon queenslandica
Lineage: Eukaryota; Metazoa; Porifera; Demospongiae; Haplosclerida; Niphatidae
Exons: 18
Coding region: 54-2033 (659 amino acids)
Source: RefSeq, a predicted model, not a curated record
UGUGAGGGGGAAGAUUGCUGUAAAGAACAAGGGGAGAGAGAGAGAAAGAGAGAAUGAUGAAUAACAACAAGGAUUCUCGUUCAUCUGUGACAGCUAAGAGGUUCAAGAAAGCAAAGACUUCUGCAGUGCAGCAAGAGCCUCAGUUUGCAAAAGCUGAAGUUGGUCACAGUGGAAAUGCUCAAACUCAAGUUGAGGCAUAUAGAAACAUUCUCAGAGAAGUGGGCUCAAUAAAAAAGAGAGUUAACAAUGUAUUAACUGAUUAUGAUGAAUUUUGUGAACACAAGAGCAGAAGGACUGAUGAUAUUGAUGAGAAUAAUGUUGAGAGGCUAUUGCAAAAUUAUGAAUCAACCCAAAGAGAAAGAGAUUUGAUACUGCAGUCUCUGAAAGCUUUCUUUAAGAACCAUAUCUCAUAUUUCAAAGAUUUAUCGCUUCCAUCUGCUGUUGAUACUCCAGAUCUACAAUUGUUAGAUCUAGACAUUGAUGAAGAGAGAUUCAUGAAUGCCUGGAGAGUCGUAUUGUCUGAUAUUAACAAGCUGUCUGAGAUUAGCAAACAGCUUGUUGGGAUGGGAAAACUAAUCAACAAGCUGCCAAUAUUAAUUAAAGGAGAUUCUUCAGUAGAAAAGUCCCAGGUGGACCACUUAAGAGACAUAUUUACUAAAGAAGCAAUGCAGAAUUUAAGAAUAACAAGGCAACUACAAGAAAUGAAUAAGGAAGUAGCUGCUUUGAGAGAGCAAAAUAAGGAGCUCCUUAGUAAGAAAGGGAAUGGAGAUAAUCGGCCAGCUCUUCAAAUGCAUAACAGUCUAGAGCAGGCAUAUGCAAAAAUCCAACAAUUGCAAUCAGAAAUUGCAGACUCAAAAGAAAAGGAAAAAGUAGCUGUUUCCGCUGCUUUUGCAUCUCCACCUAAGAGAAAUGAAGGUUGCAUACCACAUGAACAAAAAACUGAUGAUGUGGCGGCUCGUAGGACACUGAAAAUACCUGAUUCUUAUACUGUAGAGAAUCAAGAAAAUAAAAGUGAAAAAGAGACUACUGACAAUGUAUCAAUUGCACCUACUCUUGUGAAAAAUGAUGCUAAAGAGCCUGAGCCUUUGUCUAGUGGAAAGGAAGAAACCAAAAAGCAACAAGUAAAGGAAGUGACACAUGCUUGUAGACCAAAGCUACUAAGGAGAUCAGUGCAAGAGAAACCAAUACAAAAGAAAAGCAAAUCUAAACCUGAAAAUCUGCUUAAGAUGAGCAAGAUUGAUUUCAGUUCAGUUUUCAUGCCGAUAACCCCAGAAUUGGCUCCACCGGUAACAGCAGUCAAAUCGCCACGAUAUUUCACUCCUGCUGGCUACAAGGGGAGGAUCCCCUCUGCUGUAGCAUCACCUGCACCACUGCAUAUAGGCAACCCAAGCUCAUCUCCUUUGAGUAUUCAGGAAUCUUCCAUAUCUGCAAGCGUCUCACCUUUCCUUCCUCCUAUAGAAGCUCCUCCAGUACUGGUGCAUGAAAGAGAGGAGCCAAAACUAGAAGAGAAAGAAAGUGAAACACGAAAGUUGGAAAAAAUUAAAAGUUCCUACAAACCACUCUCUGCAAACAAGACAUUCAUGCAUCGUCAUCGAAGUCACUGGAAGCCAAUUUUGGCUGCAGUGAACAAGCAAGAAACAAUACAAGAAGAUCCUACAGUGACAUCCAUUCAAUUUCUGGGCCCUGAUGAUGGAACAAGGACAGUAGGAGCAGCAAAGUACAACAGGCCAGCCUGGGUAAGGAAGCAAGGCAGUAAUAAUGGAUCAAAGAGAAGCAACUGUGGUUCCUUGUCAAUGGCAGUUCAAGGGAAAAGGUUAACCGAUCAAAGAGCCAUCACUGAAGGAAGGAGAGCUGAGCAGCCAUACAGAUCAAGAUUGCCAAUGGAAGCUUCAGGAGGACAGCAGGGAGAUAGACCUGGAGCAUCAAGACAGGCUAUGGGACAUCAGCCACAAACAGUGCAGAGAUCAGUUCGAAACCAGCACAAUCCGCAAACACUUCAGCUUCAUUAUAUCAACUUCUCUGAUGUGCUGUAGAUACAGUCCUGUACAUAGACACACUGCACUUAACUGUAGACAUAAACUGUACACAGUCCUAGUCAAUACAUAUAUACACACACAUUAUACAUGUAAAUGGAACAUAAGCUGUACAAUAAAUAAUCAUCAUAAAAUUUAGUAAACGUAAUUAAUGAUACACUGUAUUUUAGUAAAAGUCUUAUGACUGCUUUAUUUCACU